GCUGGAGCAGCUGUUGCACUGAGCGGUGCUGCUGCUGAUUUCGGUCACCAUAGCAACAGCAUCACCACCAGCAUCCUCCUCCUCUUCACUCACUCUCCUCCUCCUUAGCAUCAUCAGUACCAGGAGCAGCAGCAGCAGCCCUGCCAGGAGCCAGAGCCCAGCCGUGGGGACUGCAAUCAGCUAGCUGCUUUUCUGUCCCUGCUCUCACCACCACCACCGGACCAGCAGCCACCACAGCCUCACUUCUUACUGGGGGAAGGAGCGGCAGCAAGUUGACGGAGGUGCACUGCGGAGGGACCCAGAAAGACCCAGGUGAUGACCUGAAAAAAUCAUGUCUGAGGUACAGGGAACGGUCGAGUUUUCUGUGGAACUACACAAAUUCCAUAAUGUGGAUCUCUUCCAGCGAGGGUAUUACCAGAUAAGAGCAGGAUUGAAAAUCCCCUCCAGGAUUCCCCAUAGACUGUAUGCUACAAUUGCUGGACAAACAGGUGACUCCAGCCUCUGCUCAGCCUGUGUUCAUGAGAACAACGUCUACAGCAGAGUGUUUCAGAUCUUGUACAGGAACGAAGAGAUUGUUCUUAACGAAUCCAUGAACUUCAGGGUUCAUCUCCUCCUAGAUGGCGAGAGGGUGGAAGAUGCGUUAAGCGAAGCCGAUUUUCAGCUCAAGUUGGACCUGCACUUUACUGAUAGUGAGCAGCUGCUGAGAGAUGUUCCUGCCAUCCCAGUGAUAAGCAGCCGCACUCUGUGUCUUCACUUCCACCCAAAGAGAGGCCUGCACCACCAUGUUCCCGUCAUGUUCGACUAUUUCCACCUGUCGGUGAUCUCCGUUACCGUGCAUGCCUCGCUGGUAGCAUUACACCAACCGUUGAUCAGCUUUGCUCGUCCAGGGAAAGGAUCAUGGCUUGGAAAAGGCAGUCCGGAGACGGGACCAGACCAGACCAGUAUGUCAUUAGAGAACCUUGUGUUUGGAGCCAGCUACUGCAAACCUCCUUCUUCAGAGGGUAGCUUUUAUGUUCCUUCUGAAAACUGCAUGCAGCAUGCAUACAAAUGGCAUAAGGACUUGUGUCUGCUGCUCUUGAAUGCUUACAGAGGACUUCAGAUUUACUACACAGUCCUGAUGAAGGAGAUUCCAGAUUUACCGCAGCUGAAGUUAGAGGAGCUGUCUGUGGAAGAUACGUUAUCUCAACUUUGUACAGAGCUGCAGCUGCUGAACAAUCCAGAAAAGAUAGCAGAACAGAUAAGCAAGGACCUAACCUGGCUUUGCUCCCAUCUUCUGGCAUUAUGGACUCAGUUCCUGGAGGUGGUGACACUCCAUCCAGACAUCACAGCCUAUCUUACUCAGGAGCAUCACACAUUAAGGGUAAGAAGAUUCUCAGAAGCUUUCUUCUCUGCUGAGCACCAGAAGCUCGCUGUACUGACCUUUCAGGAAAGCCUGAUCCAAAAUCACGGGCAGAUUUCGACAGAAAUUCGCAAUUCGGAGUACUUCAGCAGCAUGCCCCCCCUGCCAGCUGAAUGCCUCGACAUAGACGGCGACUGGAACACGCUCCCUGUCAUUUUUGAAGACAGAUACGUAGACUUCCCUUACAAAGGGGAGAGUUUGGGCAUGUACCCAGCUUUUGAGUGUCCUGCUUUGGACAGCACGCCAAUGGACUUAAUAAAUAACAAGGGGGAUCUCACUACAGAUAAUGACAUUGUAUCACCAAAGGGGAAAUUCAGGAGAGAGCCUCUGCUAAUACACACGGAUAAGAUCAAUGGGAAUCCCACUUGCAUCUAUAGUGAUAUUGAAGCUUCUGCUUUUGCAGCUGAAGGCUUGACCCAGCACCCAUUAUCUCAGGUAUAUACAGUGAACAAAGAAGGCCAAAGGAAAACCGAUGUGUCCCAGGAAAACCUGUUUGUUUCUCGUGAGGAAACUGUUUCUAACUUGGGGCCAGCAGAAGACUGUAAGGCAUCAGCGGAUGCUUCAUUAGCAGCUGAUAGACUUGCAACAAGUGUAACGCACACGAUACCUAGCAAUAAGGAAUCCUGUAAAAGUGAACCUGUAUUCGUCAUUAGUGCUCAGUAUGAGAACGGGGCAUGCGGGACUGAUGAUUUAUUAGAUGGGGCUGAAUUAAGUAAAACGGCUACGUCUAAGGAUGGUGAUGAUGAUCUCACUUCAGAUGAGCUUGCACUAAAUCAACUCAAUGGCCUUGGAAAACCAGGGGAUCCAGAAAGCAAGACUCUGUUGCCCGCUUUGAAGGCACUCCCCAUUGGUACUUUUGAAGUGAAGACAUUUCCAAAGGAGCAAAGAGCUGAGGAAUGUGAGGAGUUUACCCUGAGUUCUGGAGCUAUAAAGAGAUCCUCCUCCGUAAUCUCGGACUCUGGCAUUGAGAGCGAGCCGAGUUCAGUGGCCUGGUCUGAUGCCCGUAGCAGGGCUUUGGACCUGCCCAGUGACCGCGAGAUUCUGCAGCAGCUGGUCCGGAGGCACGCUAUACACAGGAACUCGCUGGAGGGAGGCCACACAGAAAGCAACACGAGCUUGCCCAGUGGGAUUCAGGCCUCGCUGACCUCAAUUAGCUCUUUGCCAUUUGAGGAAGAAGAGAGGGAGGUAGAACUGACAAAGCUGACCAAAUCGGUUUCCGCUCCCCAGAUCAGUAGUCCAGAGGAGUCCAUCGAUGACAAGGAUUUAUCCAGAAAUGAUGACGCAGCCUUGGAGGCGGUGGAUGGGAACUUGCAAAGCUACUUGCAUGCAGAAUACAGAAGAACCGACUUAAUGGGGGGCUUUGUUGACUCUCAAAAUGCAACCCAAAGUGAGCGGUUGGACCCGGGCCCUGCCUCAGGAGAGCGUCCUAAUGCCACUGUCAAACAGGGCAUCUGUGGCACUGAGUUACCGGGGGAAGAUGAAGAUAAGGAAAUUUUCACUGAAACAGACUGUAGUUUGGGAUAUGCAGAACAAACUGUUAAUGUAACGGAGCACCAAGAUGAUACCACUGAAUGCCCAGCGGUGCAAAGAAAAGGCAAGCAUGGCUUGAAAAUGCCAAGCAUCUGCACCUACCUGGACACAAAUGUAGUUCCAGCUGCUGCAUAUAGCAAGGACCCAAAUGAGACACUUCAGUCUGUGCCUGAGGGUUUGAAACUAGGUCAAGACUUUUAUUCUAUUGCUGGUAUAUCGGAUGUGGAGAAUUUCUCCCACUGCGUGAGCCAGGUGCCAGACUUCUGCUACACUCUUCCAGCUUCCUCGGAGGCGUCAGCCAGACUUGAUUCAAUGAGAGGAGAGUGCAGCAGUGAAGGCUUGGCGCCCUGUGAGGAAAUGCAGGAUUUACAAGAAAUCGAACUCGGUGAUGCACCUCCAUUCGUGGACCCUGCUUCAGGGCCCUCUCCGCGCGAGUAUCCUCGGGAUCCAGAUGAGAGGGAGCACAAACUUGUGGCUAACGGCACUGGGUUUCAUUCUGUGGCUACAGAGGGCUUAGCCCUGGAGAGCAGAAAGGCUGGCGAUGUGGUUAACCUGUCUGUGUCUUGCACUGCCACGUGUCUUCCCUUUUCCUCUGUGCUCAAAGAGACUCCAGCUACGGCUGGCUUCUCUUCAAAGCAGGCUGCUUUCCCGAUCACGCGCCAGCCCUUGGGCUCUUUCGGAGUUGUCUCUUCUCAUUCAGACGACAUGGAUGAAGAGGCCAAUGAAAGGAUGCUGAAUUUUUAUCAGGCCAAAGAAAAAUUUAAAAAAGAAAUGAAGAUUGAAGGAUUUCUGUACAGUGACUUAUCUGUACUAGCUUCUGAUAUCCCAUAUUUUCCACCAGAGGAAGAGGAAGAAAAUUUGGAAGAUGGAAUUCACCUGGUUGUCUGUGUCCAUGGACUGGAUGGUAACAGUGCGGAUCUGCGACUCGUAAAGACUUUUAUAGAACUGGGACUCCCCGGUGGAAAACUGGACUUCCUGAUGUCUGAAAGAAACCAGACUGAUACUUUUGCUGAUUUUGAUACAAUGACCGACCGAUUGCUGGAUGAAAUUAUUCAACACAUCCAGUUAUACAACCUCUCCAUAUCCCGAAUAAGUUUCAUUGGUCAUUCCCUUGGUAAUGUCAUUAUCCGAUCGGUACUAACCCGACCCAGGUUUCGCUAUUACCUCAACAAGCUCCACACCUUCCUGUCCCUCUCUGGGCCUCACCUGGGAACCCUCUACAACAACAGUACUUUGGUUAGUACAGGCCUGUGGAUCAUGCAGAAGUUGAAAAAAUCAGGAUCCCUUUUGCAGCUUACCUUCAGGGACAACGCGGAUCUACGCAAGUGUUUCCUGUACCAGCUCAGCCAAAAAACAGGUCUUCAGUACUUUAAAAAUGUUGUGCUGGUGGCAUCUCCCCAAGACCGAUAUGUCCCAUUUCAUUCAGCAAGAAUAGAAAUGUGCAAAAACGCACUUAAAGACAGACACAUAGGUCCUGUUUAUGCAGAGAUGAUAAACAACCUCCUCCAGCCUUUGAUUGGAGAAAAGGACUGCACUUUAAUAAGACACAACGUGUUCCAUGCCCUGCCAAACACCGCCAACACGCUGAUCGGACGGGCGGCUCACAUAGCAGUGCUGGACUCUGAACUCUUCCUGGAAAAGUUUUUUCUGGUGGCAGGACUCAACUACUUCAAAUAGUGCCUGAAGGACUGGGUAAAACAAAGGGAAGCAUUUUGUUCAGUGAAGUAGAAUCCCUUAGCCAAACGAGCGCAGUAUUAGCAAUGAGAAAUAUGCACGUGAUCAGGUGGGACAUUACCACUCCCUCCAUUUCCAUUUAUGUUUCAGAGAAUAAAGUGCUAUGGCUUUAAGGUAUUCAAGCUUCCAAAUAUUGGUGCUUUUGGAAGACAUAAGUAUUCACAGUCAGUUUCUGUUCUUUGUUCUCAUAAUGAUGAAAGCUACUUCGGAUUUAGUGAAGCAAGCAUAAGAAAGCCAACACUUUAGGUGUGAUUGGACCCGUAUGAUCUCCAUUAUUAACGCAGGAAUGUAGUCACCCUUGGUCAUUACUCACAUACUUAUUAACAGAGCUGUACAUCUGUAGCAUUUUUGUUGGAAUAGUUAACACAAGAGGAAAGAAGCAUAUAUGAACUCAGGUUAAAACCUCCUUUAUGAUGAACUGGAAAAAAAUGAAAUAUAUUUAUGUGAUCAGAAUCCUUGAUAGAUGCAACAGUUAGGUUUGUCUAAAGAAAAUACAGAGAUGUUUCAUUAUCCUGACUAAUCUGUAACAUUCAUACAUUCAAAGCAUGGGAAAGGGAAAAGAAAUAUUUUAAAUAGAAGGAAAAAAAAUCUUGAAAAGUCUCUUUAUUUCUUGUUUACUUUUAAUCCUUUAAGUCGAAAAAAAAUGAACUCAAGAUAGAAGCGGCCAAGCCAAGAGGAAGAUAU
Alligator sinensis (Chinese alligator) is the source of this 5347-nucleotide messenger RNA. RefSeq names its product family with sequence similarity 135 member B (gene FAM135B). The coding region runs from base 332 to 4606 and encodes 1424 amino acids. The record is from RefSeq and is a predicted model, not a curated record. Lineage: Eukaryota; Metazoa; Chordata; Crocodylia; Alligatoridae. The transcript is spliced from 20 exons.